AUGAUGUUGGACAUCAAGUCGCAAAUAUGUGCCGCGAUUGAUUCGUCGUCUCGCCAAAGCUACGACGUCGGAGAAUCGCACCGCUCAGGCCACUGCCCGUGUUCUGACGCUCGUCUGGACCGAUACUUCCAGUUUUGUGAAGCAGAGUUGCGCGAGACUUGGGGAACAGGAAGCGGUGGGAUCGAAAUCAAGGAACUAGCGAUCCUCCUGAGCCGGAUGCGAGCCGAUCCGGAUAUCACGAGAGAGACGCUGUCCGCAAAGCAACCAGGCGAUAUUGAGCUCGCCACAAGAAUCGCCUUCAUGACAAGCUGCUUAGCCUUGGACUAUUCGACCGACCGUUUAGAAAAAGGAGGCUACCGUGCUGAAUGGCGAGAUACGGAGCCCCUCAGCAAAUUCAUCGAGAAGUUCUUCGAACCGCAGUCGCACAUGGUCCUGAGCUACCCGGAGCAUCUUGGCCAUGCCGACUUCAAAUCGGACCUGAAAGCGACGAAGCUGAAAAAGGUUCUUGGGAUAGUAAUCCGUCCCACAAACGAUAUUCGGGAUCAUUUGAAGCUCGACCGGAAGAACAUGACGCUUGAUGUCUUCCACUGCACCGGUUUCGUCAAGGAGCAUCUGAGGCGAAGCAAGGACCCGGGAGACAAGAGAACGAUCCAAGAUGCCCUGAAACGGGGAGCUCUUCCGCGCCAGCUCAUGCUCGAGGUAUUAGAGUCUUUGCAGGGAGUCCUAUUUCCGCUGUCAGACAAGAAGUCUCGCAAGAUGCUGGCGUCUUACGUCGCGAAUGGAGCCUUCGAUCCAGAUGUUCAGAACUUCGAGUUCGUAUCGAUCAAAAACAAGGGAGAAGAGACGGUGCCGUUCUAUUAUCUGUCGACACGGCUGUCGGAGCUGCAUCAUGAGCUCCUCAACCCGAAGCCAAGAGGAUGGCUGGAGCGACAGUUUGAGAGACGCAGCGGUGCCCGAUACAUGAUGAUGGCUACCAUGAUAGGUGUGCUCUUCGCGGUGUUUCUUGGGUUCCUCUCGCUGGCCCUAAGCUCGUACCAGACGUAUAUUGCUUACCAGGCUUGGCAACAUCCGGUAUCCCCAGAUUGA
Colletotrichum karsti is the source of this 1086-nucleotide messenger RNA. RefSeq lists its product as uncharacterized. Bases 1 to 1086 code for a protein of 361 amino acids. NCBI's taxonomy places the organism in Eukaryota, Fungi, Ascomycota, Sordariomycetes, Glomerellales, Glomerellaceae. The record is from RefSeq and is a predicted model, not a curated record. The transcript has 2 exons.